Molecule: messenger RNA, 3208 nt
Organism: Talpa occidentalis (Iberian mole)
Lineage: Eukaryota; Metazoa; Chordata; Mammalia; Eulipotyphla; Talpidae
Gene: FPGS
Product: folylpolyglutamate synthase
Exons: 15
Coding region: 315-1964 (549 amino acids)
Biological process (GO): tetrahydrofolylpolyglutamate biosynthetic process
Cellular component (GO): cytosol; mitochondrion; cytoplasm
Molecular function (GO): ATP binding; tetrahydrofolylpolyglutamate synthase activity
Source: RefSeq, a predicted model, not a curated record
GACCCUUCUCCCAGCAGGCUUGGAGUCCUUAGGUCAAGGGCACCCAUGUGUCCUGUGUCCCGUCCCCAGGAAUCCCAGCCUAGCGGGGAAGGGGAAGUGGGCUUAUAAGGGCCUGGAAGAGUCCAGACAAAGCCCGCCCUGCUAGGAAGAAAGCCCAGCCCCCAGGCUUGGAAGUCUCCCCAGUACCCCCUCCCCCCAGCACCCCUGCCUGCCUGAUCACCUUUAACCUCCACCCAGUUGUUAUUUAACUGACUAACCCAGCGGCGCUCGGAAGCCUGCCAGAGAGGCUUGGAGGUCUGUGGGCACAUCCCAGGAUGAGAGCAGGAACCUAUCAGGAGGCUGUGCGCACACUCAACACCCUGCAGACCAAUGCUGGCUACCUAGAGCAGGCGAAGCGCCAGCGGGGUGACCCCCAGACACAGCUGGAAGCCAUGGAGCAGUAUUUGGCACGGAGUGGGCUGCAGGUGGAAGAUUUGGACCAGCUGAACAUCAUCCACGUCACUGGGACCAAGGGGAAGGGCUCCACCUGUGCCUUCACUGAACGGAUCCUCCGAAGCUAUGGCCUGAAGACAGGAUUCUUUAGCUCUCCCCACCUGGUGCAGGUGCGUGAGCGAAUCCGCAUCAACGGGCAGCCCAUCAGCCCCGAGCUCUUCACCAAGCACUUCUGGCACCUCUACCAACGACUGGAGGAGACCAAGGGUGACAGCAGCUGUGUCUCCAUGCCUGCCUACUUCCGCUUCCUCACGCUCAUGGCCUUCCAUGUCUUCCUCCAAGAGAAGGUGGACCUGGCAGUGGUGGAGGUGGGUAUAGGCGGUGCCUAUGACUGCACCAACAUCGUCAGGAGGCCUGUGGUGUGCGGGGUCUCCUCUCUCGGCAUUGACCACACCAGCCUUCUGGGGGACACGAUAGAGAAGAUCGCGUGGCAGAAAGGGGGCAUCUUCAAGCCUGGCGUCCCCGCCUUCACCGUGCUCCAGCCUGACAGUCCCCUGGCCGUGCUGAGGGACCGAGCCCAGCAGGUCUCGUGUCCUCUCUACCUGUGCCCACCGUUGGAAGCCCUGGAGGAAGGGGGGUUGCCCCUGACCCUGGGCCUGGAGGGAGAGCACCAGCGGUCCAAUGCUGCCUUGGCCUUGCAGUUGGCUCGCUGUUGGCUGAAGCUGCGGAACCACCAGGGCAUUGGGGAGCUGAAGGCAUCAUUCAGGCAGAGCCACGCAGGGCAACUGCCCCUGGCACCUGUGUUCCAGCCCACGUCCCACAUGCAGCACGGGCUUCGGGACACGGAUUGGCCUGGCCGGACGCAGGUGCUGCGGCGCGGGCCGCUCACCUGGUACCUGGACGGCGCGCACACCUCCAGCAGCGUGCAGGCCUGUGUGCGCUGGUUCCGCCAGGCGCUGCAAGGCCUGCGGCCGAGCGGCGGACCUGAGGUGCGUGUCUUGCUCUUCAACUCCACCGGGGACCGGGAUUCCGCCGCCCUGCUGAAGCUGCUGCAGCCCUGCCAGUUUGACUUUGCUGUUUUCUGCCCUAACCUGACAGAGGUGUCCUUGGCUGGCAAUGCAGAUCAGCAGAACUUCACAGUGACGCUGGACCAAGUGCUGCUCCGCUGUCUGGAACACCAGCAGCACUGGAGCCGCCUGGAUGAGGAGCAGGCUGACCUGGAUCUCUGGAGCACCCCCAGUCCAGAGCUAGGGGGACCUGCGCCCCUGCGCCUGGCACCCCGCCCACCCCACCCCCAUAGCACCAACUCCCUCGUCUUCAGCUGCAUCUCCCAUGCCUUACAGUGGAUCAGCCAAGGCCGGGACCCCGUCUUUCAGCCACCUGGUCCCCCGAGGGGCCUCCUGUCCCACCCUGUGGCAGACAGUGGGGCCAGCGUGCUCCGGGAGGCGGCGGCCAUCCAGGUGCUGGUCACCGGGAGCCUGCACCUGGUGGGCGGUGUCCUGAAGCUGCUGGAGCCCUCCCUGUCCCAGUAGCCAUGGGGCUGGAGGCAGGAGCCUCCCACACCUGCGCUGCGUUCUCUCCAUGAACUGCUGUAUUAGGUGCCUUUUGUUUUCUGAUUUCCUGGUUCUGUCUGGACUGGCCCAGGGUCCCGGGCUCUGGACAGAAGAGUAGCGGCCGGGGGUGGGAGGCUGGGAUGGGAAAUCCUCUGUCUCUCAGCUAGGAUGCCCUUGGCCUCUCCUUCCUCCCCGCUGAGACAGGCAGGGGCUUCCAGUCCUGUGGCGGCUGCUGCAGGAGCCCUGCCCGCCAGCCUCUGUCCCCUCCGGCCCCACCUGCUUCCUGGCCCAGACCCAGCUUAUUGUGUGGGCCGCCUGGCCGGGCGGGGGUCCUGCCGGUGCUGGUUGACAGAUUUCCUCCUCGCGGUGGCCUUCUGCGAACAGAGAGGGCCCUUGCUUGGGGCCCCGUGGGGACAGAAGGUGACUGGAGCAAAUUAAAGCCUUUAACAUUUUUUAUAAAGAAGGGUGGACUCUUGACCUCUACCUCCCUCCGCGGACAAUAGGGGAGCGGGGGCUGCAGCUGGUCCAGGAACUGGAUUGUGUAGGAACCUGGGCUGUGAGGCUCCUGCUGAGCCUCAGCUGGCCUGUCUGUGAAAUGGGAGGCUGGAGGAUGUGCGUGACCACAGCCCAGGCGCCACCCUGCAGACCCACAGGGACCUUGUAUGGAGGAGUCUCGUGCCCAUUUUGCAGAGGAACUGGCUGAGCUUAACGAAGCCGCGAGCUGCACAGUCACAGCCAGUCAGUGGCAGGUCCAGGGUUUGAACCCAUGGCUGUCCCCUGCCCCCCAGCUUGAGGUGCCCUCACCUUCUCCCAGCCCAGCACUAGUUUCAUGGUCUGAUUUAUUGGUGGUGAGUAUAUAGGGGUGGGCCCAGCACUGGCACCUGGCCACUCCCCACCUGCUGCCCCAUGGGCUGGGAGGGGGGUGGCCUCCAGAUCACCCAGGCUUCUGUUUCCCCCCCAGAGUUGUGCCAGUCCAGGUGUGGGUGCCGAGGGGGACCAGAUCCCAGUGCCCUGGGCCGAUCCACUGGCCCGGGCAGGAGGCGCUGAUGGCCUGGCUGGCGGUGCAGAGUCUGUUUGGAGUUCUCGCCUCCUGCCCAGCCCAGGUCACUCAGUGCUGGGUCCGGGUUUAAAAAAUGGCAGGGACUUGGGUUUCUACAACAAAGUGGACAUACGGGGCAGUGGUCUGUCUCUCCAUGAUCCUGGGCAGCUGCACUCCAGGCCCA